AGUGCGGUCGUGGCUGCCAAUCGUAUCCUACUAAAAUGGCGGCUAGAACAGGUGACAGGUCGAAAUGGAGACGAAGAAAAUGCUCCAAAAGUCCUACAGAAGACGACAAUGAUUGUGCGAGCCUUGCAUGGUUAUUGAACUUCAGAUUGGACGAUUUCGUGAAUAUCAAAGUGCCAGACGAUGAGCCUGUGGUGAAAGAGCCGAAGGUGGAUAUUCCUGAUACACCGCCCGCACUGAAGAAACCUCCGUACACAUACCCAGAGCUGAUAGAAAAAGCUUUGCGAGAGAACGGGGAGCUGACGGUGUCUGCUAUAUAUCAAUGGAUUUCGGACCGUUUCCCCUUCUACAAAGCUAAUGAUGAACGCUGGAAGAACUCAGUAAGACACAACUUAUCCAUCAACCCGCACUUUCGGAAGGGUGCCAGAGCUCCACAAGGCGCUGGUCAUCUUUGGUCUUUGGCUGCCAACGCGAUAGACCUGCUGCCACUUAGGAACCCCAUGCUUGAAGAGAAGAAGACUGCUGAUGUUAUCGAAAAGACCAGGAUUUAUGGGUUCCCUAAGGUGAUCGUGUUGGAUGAAGCAGCCAUCGCAGCUGCCAGCAUCAUACCGGACCAAGACUUAUUUACAGGUAGCACAAUGUUCCUAAACCCUGUGUCGACGGAGCAAGUGGUCAGGGAAAGUGGGCUCAUCACAGUGGAUUAGAAGAUAAUGUUUGUGUCAAUUUAAUAUUAUUAUAAUAUUACACCAGACUCGUCUUGUUGAUUAUCAUGUUGGGCCAAAUUAAUUACCUAUGCAAAAUUACCUAUGAAAGAGAUAGGUAUCUUUAAACUUUGUCUGUCGUAAAACUUCCUUGAAUUAGUCAUAACCUAAACGGUAUUUAGGUAUUUUAAGUACAUACAUUUGGUCUGUUUGUCGGCAGCUGAGCUCAGUUCUAGGAAAUAGGAAAUUGGCUUAGCUAAAAUAUACUCUUCAUGAACUUCUUCCUUUAUUGCUGACCCAGAUGGUGAUUCGUUAUUUAAUGAUGGUGUGCUUUAGAUAAUAUAUGUAAUUGAUUGAAUACAAAAAACCUACUAUUAUAAUAUUAUCUUGCAUAUAUAUAUAAACAGUUUUCUCCAAAACAUUUCCUGAAUCCCUUGAGUAGUCAUCAUGAUUAUCGGCAAACUACAACAUAAUAUCAACAAAACGAGUCGAAUAAAUUGUUAAAUAUAAAUUAGUAAUUAAUAAACAACGGAAUGCGUUAGAGUAAUUCGGCGAUCUCAUACAGCUAGUGCGUAUUGUAAGGCUAUGUAU
This is a messenger RNA of Spodoptera litura, 1289 nucleotides long. RefSeq names its product forkhead box protein I2. Gene Ontology annotation, molecular function: cis-regulatory region sequence-specific DNA binding; DNA-binding transcription factor activity. The record is from RefSeq and is a predicted model, not a curated record. Lineage: Eukaryota; Metazoa; Arthropoda; Insecta; Lepidoptera; Noctuidae. Gene Ontology annotation, biological process: regulation of DNA-templated transcription. Gene Ontology annotation, cellular component: nucleus.